AUGUCGUAUCAGAGACCUGGGGUGAAUAUACCAAAUGGUUUUCAGAGAGAUCCGAUCCCCCCUCCGUAUGCUGAAACAGAUCCAUUAUCUUCCAAUUCACAAAUACCCUUACAGCCCCCUCCACAGGUACCACCACGAAUUCCUCCUAGACGAACUCAGGAUUCAGCUUUUGGAGAUUAUGUCUGGAAUAGAAACACCCCUCCGUUGCCUGCAAGGCCAAAUACGCAGGGAAUUGAAACGGUGGUCCCUAAUAACACAUCUCGGUCAACUACUAACACAAUGGAUGAAGUAACUAAUCAACUAAUGUCUGCUAAUAUCUCGGCAACAAACGUUUUCUCUUCGCCAAUCUCCACUGAUCCACCUUUGGCUGUUUUCUCAAAGGUAAAUCAUGAGGUGCCACUCCCUUCAGGGACUAACAAUUCCGGUAAACCAACUGAAACCAACAAGUUUUAUGGGAACAUCAUGCUUGGUGGUGGGACAAAUCCAAUCUGGACCCAUCCAUACUCAGUUUGGUAUUCUACUGAUUCAUACUAUGGUUUAGCUCUAAAUCAGGUUACCGCAGCCCAAAGAGUCUUUGAUACCACUAAGACUCCACCUCAAUUUUUCUUUGGUCCUACGGGUAUCAAAUCGCUAGUCUAUUCGUCAACUGAUUUCAAUUCUGCUGGAGACAUGUCGUUGGCAUUUUACAACAUCAAACACUUAUCAGUGGAUGUUCAGUUGAAAAAAUCUGACACUGAAUUUAUUGUCUUUCCUCUAGUUCAAGGUAUGGGAUUUGUUACUGCUAUUUACUAUAAUUUAAUCCCAAGAUUGUCUUCUGCUGUUGGUUUCAAAAGUAUCACUGGUGAUACUUCACCAAGAUCUGGCAUUAACAAGUACAAGAUAUUGCUCGAGAACAAUGUCACUUGGACAUUGUAUGUUACCAUUCCAUCUGGUCAAUCAUUAUCUUUAGCCUUAUCGAAUGGGAAUACUAUCGUUGGUAACAACUCUGUUAACGGAUGCGUUUUUCAAGUCGUUGCGGAUUCCAACCAAAACAUUGAUAAUGCCGCAGGCUGUUAUGCUAAUUCAUGUACUUUGGAAGGUUCUGUUGAUGGGACAAGUGGUAGCUACCAAUUAAAAUACGGUACACAAGGUAGUUCUAAUAGUGGUUAUCCUUUAGUUUACGCUUUGCCUCAUCAUUAUCAAAACUUCGAUUCCUCUAAGGGAACUAAAACUGUUAUUUCUAAAUUAGACACUACAACGAAGGGUCAAGCUCAAGGUUAUCUCACUAAUGAAUUGGCAAUGAAAGUAACCGUACCCUCAGCUUUGAAGUUCGAUCCAUUUACUACUAUUGCUAAUAAAUCUGGUCCUAAUUACUCUACGAAUGUCUUAAACGCUAUCAACGCUGCUGCCGCAAACGACGUCACUGGUGAUGUCGUGGCAGAAAGUAACCUCGACUCAAUGUACUUUUCCGGUAAAGCUUUGGCUAAAUAUGCGUGGAUUUUGUACGUAUGCCAAUAUAUCUUGAAGAAUUCGAGUUUAGUUUCCACAAUUUUACCCAAAUUAAAAUCUGCCUUGGGACGCUUCAUUUCUAACACACAGACUUUGCCCUUGAGAUAUGAUCAAACGUGGUAUGGUAUCAUCUCCUCUGGUGAUAGUUCCCAGGAUUUUGGUAAUUCAUACUACAAUGAUCACCACUUCCAUUACUCUUAUCAUGUAAUUGCUGCCGCUAUUGUUGCUAAAGUCGAUAAAGAUAUUGGUUCUGGCUCCUGGUACAAUGAUAACAAGAGUUGGGUUGAGAACUUAAUCAGAGACUACGCAAAUCCAUCUGAAACUGAUAAAUAUUUCCCUGUUUUUAGAUCCUUUGACUGGUUCAAUGGUCAUUCUUGGGCAAAAGGUCUAUUUGAAAGCGGUGACGGUAAAGAUCAAGAAUCUUCAUCGGAAGACGUAAACGCAGCUUAUGCAUUGAAACUAUGGGGUCUAGUCAGUGGCAACAGCAACUUGGAAAAUAUUGGUAACUUGAUGCUAGGUGUAUUGAAAACUUCCUUGAACAACUACUUCUUAUACCUUGACAACAACACCACUCAGCCAACGCAAUUUAUUCCAAAUAAAGUUAGUGGUAUCUUAUUUGAAAAUAAGAUAGAUCAUACUACAUACUUUGGUACCAAUUUGGAAUACAUCCAAAUGAUCCAUGCAAUUCCAAUAACUUCGGCUUCGUCUUUCACCAGAUCACCUGAAUUUGUGAAACAGGAAUGGGAUCAACUAUUAGCUCCAAUUGUCAAUAAUGUCACGGAUGGCUGGAGAGGUAUAUUAAUGCUAAAUGUUGCAUUAUAUGAUCCAGCUACAUCAUUCAACUUCUUUAACAGUAGUGCUUUCCAAAACGCAUACCUAGACGGCGGACAGAGCAAGACCUGGUCAUUGACAUAUUCUGGCGCUUUCAUUUGA
This is a messenger RNA of Kluyveromyces lactis, 2421 nucleotides long. RefSeq names its product endo-1,3(4)-beta-glucanase (gene ACF2). NCBI's taxonomy places the organism in Eukaryota, Fungi, Ascomycota, Saccharomycetes, Saccharomycetales, Saccharomycetaceae. The transcript has a single exon. Gene Ontology annotation, cellular component: cell surface. The record is from RefSeq and is a predicted model, not a curated record. Gene Ontology annotation, molecular function: glucan endo-1,3-beta-D-glucosidase activity; endo-1,3(4)-beta-glucanase activity. The coding region runs from base 1 to 2421 and encodes 806 amino acids.